Messenger RNA from Zea mays, 1582 nucleotides. RefSeq lists its product as uncharacterized. Bases 428 to 1582 code for a protein of 384 amino acids. The record is from RefSeq and is a predicted model, not a curated record. Lineage: Eukaryota; Viridiplantae; Streptophyta; Magnoliopsida; Poales; Poaceae. The transcript has 5 exons.
UAUCGGAGGCGAGGGUUGAGUACUGUAUAUGCUGAUUAUAAGGAGUUAUUUAAUCAUUCUCAUGCCCUCCUUCGCAACCACAUAGAAAGGUCCAUCGGUGUCUUGAAGAAGCGAUUUCCCAUCCUCAAAGUGGGCACCUUUUAUCCCAUAGAGACUCAGGUUUUGAUUCCAUCAGCAGCAGUUUUAUUUCAUAACAUGAUUAGAGGUUUAAAUGGUGAAGAUGGAUGGUUGGAUCAGCACCCAACUAACAUCAAUUCUAGUCAAUUUGUUGAAUUACCAGAGGGAGAUAGCAAUUAUCAGUAUAGUAGUCAGUCCAAUGCUGGAAAUGCUCUUAGAGAUCAAAUUGCUAUGCAGAUGUGGAAUGAUUAUAAUAAUCAUUAGUAUCAUUUUGAUGUAAUAGUCAUUGGCUAAUGUAUACUAUGUAGUCAUGGCUAGAGCUUCGUGGAAUAUGAACUAUGAGAAGAUUCUUGUUGACAUCUUGCACGAGCACAAUCAUGUGAAGUACCGGGGCCAGAAUGGUUGGGCACCAGAAGGUUGGCGUUCUAUGACACAAAUGUUCAAUAAGAAGUGCCUGUUGGCUAAGUUUACAAAGGCACAGAUCCAGGAAAAAGAAAAGGAACUUAAGGCAAACUAUAAGGUGUUGAAGGAAGCCCGCAAGCAAAGUGGUGUUGGAUGGAAUGAGGCCAUGGGUAUGAUCAUUGCGGAGCCACCAAUAUGGGCAAAUAUAAUUGUCAGUAAUCCAAAGGUCAAGAAAUUUCAGUCAAGGCCAUUCCCUUUGUAUAAUCAGUUGUCAGCACUCUAUGAUGGCAGUUGUGCCACCGGUGAUCUCAAUUUUACAUCAACUCAGCAACAUACAUCAUCCCGACAACAAUUACAUAUUCAAGCUGAAGCUGAAGCUGAAGCUAUGAGCUCUUUCAGGAUUGAUGAUGACCUCGGGGUUAACCCUGAGUUGAACCAAAUCUCUUCAAAUUUGCAUGGGUUGGGAUCUUCAAGUACCCGUGUUGAGAUUGGUGGACAUGACCGCACCCUGGCAUCUUCAGAACAGCGAGCGGAGAGUCAUGGAAGGAAGCGUAAGCAAAAUCAGAUUGCUGGGGUUCUUGAGGAAUAUUUGGAUUACAAAAGGCAACAUAAUGAUAAGUUGCUUGAUGUGGUAAAUCAGAUUGAUCAGCAAGCUGAGGGAUGUAACAAGAAGGAAGAAUAUUGUAUUGGAAAGUGUGUUCAUGUGUUAGAGUCGAUGGAAGAGUUAACUGAAGAGGAGAUGGCAGCAGCAAUGGGCGUGUUUAAGUGUGAGGAGAACAGAGAAAUAUUUCUGAACAGCCAGAGGCCAUGUGUUCGAUUGUUGUGGCUUAGGGACGAGAUCGACAAGCAGGUUUACGUGCACGAAGAGCUUGGAAGUAACAAACUGUUGCAAGGAGACAAGGGAUGGAGCUCUCUGCUGCCAAAGGAGGCCUCCGGGAAAAAUCCCGCCGCCCCUGUCCCUGCUCAUUUCCCACGCGCGCGCCGAGCUCCUCCCAUCUCUUUCCCUGCUGAGCUCGGCCCUGCUCGCCAGCGCUCCUCUACUCCAUCCAUGGCGCCGGCGUGA